This is a messenger RNA of Schizophyllum commune H4-8, 1915 nucleotides long. RefSeq lists its product as uncharacterized. The record is from RefSeq and is a predicted model, not a curated record. Gene Ontology annotation, molecular function: protein binding. Lineage: Eukaryota; Fungi; Basidiomycota; Agaricomycetes; Agaricales; Schizophyllaceae. The coding region runs from base 1 to 1770 and encodes 589 amino acids. The transcript has 2 exons.
AUGGGUUAUAUCCAGAUUAGGAUAUCUGACUAUGGUGGGGUGCAUCCGGAAUCCCGCCGGACCGACUCCCAGGAAGACGCACUCAGCUUAGACGGUGACACUGUGCUCGCGGACGCGUCUGCUCUGCUCGAAUAUGCGCAGUCUCUAGUCGAGCCUGGGCUGCAGCGGCGCCGACUCGUUCUCUCGUCUACCGAAAUCAAAAACAUCCGGAAAUUUGCGCCCGUGCUCGUCGCUCAAAUCGAGCGCAUUAGCACUGUCAAGAAAAGGAUCGUCGCUUCCGGCGAACAGAAUUUCGCCACCCAAAACUACGACCUUUCUGCAGCUCGAAAGAGGCUGCUCCGCCAACUAGGGCUACACAGGUCCCUCAUCGCUCCGAUAUGGCGUCUUCCGCCCGAGCUGCUGUCGGACAUCUUCCUUCAUUACAAGGCACAGCACGAGGAUCGGGCUGCCUGCGAUGCGCACUUCAUGAUGCGACUAGCGCAGGUUUGCUAUGUUUGGCGCGAGGUGGCGCGAGAUACUCCAUUUCUAUGGACGCGCUUCACGGCCAUGCGCUGCUCGCGGAUGCCCGAGGUCGUCAACGCCGAACUGGUCGCGCUGUCCAGGACCGCGCCUCUGACCAUACAUCAUGACGGCGAUGACCCAGAGGACAGGAUACUGCUGCGUCUACUGGAUCAGCUACAACCUCACGCAGCGCACUGGGGGUCGAUCAAGUUGAGCGGCCGUGUCCGCACCUUUGCACAACUACCUCUCGUCGCUCUUCCCGCUCUCCGCGAAGCAAGCCUGACAUUCUAUGACACUUGGCCGCGAGUCGUGGAGUUUGAUGAAGUUCUCUUGUUUCUCGAGCAUGCCCCGUGGCUCGAGCGGCUCAAUGUCUCGUCGGACUCUAUCACAUGGGACGAGGACGAGGAAGAGGACGAGUUCAUAACAUUCCAAAUCCCGCAAUUCUUUCACCUCACGCACCUGUCGGUCAGUCUGCCUCGCGCGCGUCUGUCGAAAGACGAUUUGAUGCUCGGCCUUUCCCCAUUCACCGAUUCGUUGGUUUCCAUGACGCUUCAUACGGACCUCUUCGUGCCUCCUGCUCAUUUGGACCAUACCGCGGAGCCGACACCUUUCCCCGCGCUUCGUAUCCUCCACCUCAGUCAAUCCGCCGGCGAGAUCCUCCCGUUCAUCAUCGCCCCCUCAUUAGACGAGCUCACGUUAUCGGAGACCGGGGAGACCCCGUUCGUCUCGCUCGCCGCCUCCGCCGCCCGGCCAGAGAACGCGAUCGCAUCCCUGCGCAAGGCGACUCUAACCGCGGUGCGUCCUCUGGAUCAUCAUGCGGUGCUUGAGUGUCUGGAACAGAUGGAGGGACUGAAGGAGCUUCAUCUCCGCGGUGAUCUAUCGCCAGCGCGCAUCUCUACGUUCUCGCUCGACCUAUCACGGAGGAUGACAUGUCUCGGCGCGCGGGUGAGCGCGUCGCGUGCUGCGAGUUUCCUCGAAACCAGGCACGGGCUAGCGGGACACGGCGAAGGAGCGUUGAGUAGAGCGGCUUCUAUUGAAGGAACGGCGGAGGGCAGAUAUGGGCCUGACGAGCCGUGCAGCAAGUGCGCGCCGCCUGGCGACAUGGAUGCGCCGAAACCGUUGUUGCCUUCUUUGGUGGAGCUCAAGGUCGACAGCAUGCCUCCGGACUAUGGGAUUCACUGGCGUGCGAUGCUUCGAUCGAGGCAGGUCCCGCGCGUGUGCGGGGGCUGGCUGGUACCGGAGCUGAAGGUCGUGUCGGCAUGGACGUAGAAGGGGUGGAGGGGUGGAGGGGCGGAGGGGAUUGAGCAUGGUGGAUGUACAUUAGAUAUUACGAUCGCACUGUUCCGUACUCUAUAUGAUUGCGUAUAUCUUGGUAUACUCAGACACGGAUUCCCUCGGAAUCCUUCUCGCUGCG